Molecule: messenger RNA, 3091 nt
Organism: Camelina sativa (false flax)
Lineage: Eukaryota; Viridiplantae; Streptophyta; Magnoliopsida; Brassicales; Brassicaceae
Source: RefSeq, a predicted model, not a curated record
CAUGUUAUUUACCAUCUCACAAUUUCUAGUCUUCUUCAUUAUCUUUUAAUCCAAGAAAAUUAAAUGAAAGGCUUGUGCAACUCAACGAGUAUCAUUCCUAUUACUCUUUGUUUUAUUUUCUUGUUCAUUUAUCAUUUUGAAGACGUGUUUGCGGCUCCUCCUACUACUAGGCAUUUUCUAUGUCGUCCCGAACAAAGGGAUGCACUUCUCCAGUUCAAAAACGAGUUUGAGAUUGGGGAGCCUAAUCCUAUUUGUAUGGUGUAUAGAAUUGAACCUCAUCGGAAGACGGAGUCAUGGGCGAAUAACAGUGACUGUUGUAGUUGGACGGGUAUCACGUGCAAUGCCAAGUCCGGAGAAGUGGUCGAGCUAGACCUUCGCUGCAGCUUUCUCCAUGGCCGGUUUCAUUCCAAUAGCAGUCUUCAAAACCUUUCUAAUCUUAUCGCUCUCCGCCUUUCUGGAAAUAAUUUCAGUGGUCGGAUUCCAUCUUCGAUUGGAAACCUUUUUCAUCUCACCUCUCUCGACCUUUCUUAUAAUCAGUUUUCGGGUCAGAUUCCAUCUUGGAUUGGAAACCUUACUCAACUCACCUAUCUCGACCUUGAGGGUAAUCAAUUCUCCGGUCAAAUCCCAGAUUCCAUUGGAAACCUUUCUCAUCUCACCUCUCUCGACUUUUGGGGUAACAAUCUCGUUGGUGAAAUCCCAUCUUCUUUUGGCAAUCUAAACCAGCUAACCUCCUUAGAUGUUGGUAUCAAUAUGCUCAGUGGAAGUUUUCCCAUUGUACUAUUGAAUUUGACAGGGUUGUCAGAUUUAGAUAUCUCCAACAAUCAGUUCAGUGGUGCGCUUCCUCCUAAUAUCACUUCACUAUCCAACUUGAGAAAUUUUGUAGCAAAUGGCAAUGCUUUCACAGGAACUAUCCCUUCUUCUCUCUUCACCAUUCCUUCUUUGACAUAUAUUUAUUUGCGUGGUAACCAAUUCAACGGCACUCUUGAGUUUGGGAAUAUAUCUUCUUCACCAUCUAACCUAGAAGAGUUACACAUUGGCCAUAACAACUUCAAAGGGCCAAUCCCGAGAUCCAUUUCCAGAUUUGUCAACCUUUCGUCUCUUGGCCUUUCUCAUUUCGACACCCAAGGCCGCCCAAUUGACUUUAGUAUCUUCUCGCCUCUCAAGUCACUCGAAGUUCUAUACCUAUCCUAUUUGAACACCACCACUACGAUUGACUUGAAUGAUAUCUUAUCAUAUUCCAAAAGCCUCUCUUAUUUAGAUCUCUCAGGCAACCAUGUUUCAACAACAAACAAGAGUUCAGUUUCAUAUCCCCCUUCACAGGAGAUAUUUUCUUUGAGCUUAUCAAGCUGCGGUAUCAUCGAGUUUCCAGAGCUCCUAAGAACCCAACAUGGAAUGACGCAGCUAGACAUCUCCAACAACAAAAUCGAAGGUCAAGUUCCUGCCUGGUUAUGGUUGCUACCAAAGUUGGAAUACGUGAAUCUUUCCAACAACACUUUCAUCGGUUUCCAAAGAUCAAAGAAGAAACAAGGACUAUCCUCUUUCCGGAAACCAUCUAUGAGGCACUUGCUUGGCUCCAACAACAAAUUUAAGGGCAAGAUUCCUUCUUUCAUAUGCGACUUGCAGUCUCUAAACACUCUCGAUUUAUCUGAAAACAACUUAAACGGUUCAAUCCCUCUUUGUAUGGGAAAUCUCAAGAGUAAUCUUUCAGAUCUAAACCUUCGUCAGAAUAAUCUUAGCGGAGGUCUUCCAGAGCAAAUAUUUGAAAGUCUAAGGUCGCUUGACAUCGGUCAUAACCAACUGGUGGGAAAGCUUCCAAGAUCUUUGAAUCGUUUCUCAACUCUUGAAGUUUUGAACGUGGAAAGCAACAGAAUCAACGACACGUUUCCAUUCUGGUUGGGUUCUCUACAAAAGCUGCAAGUUCUUGUCCUUCGCUCCAAUGCAUUUCAUGGACCAAUACAUCAAGCCUCCUUCCCUCAGUUGCGGAUCAUCGACAUAUCGCACAAUCACUUCGCUGGAACUUUGCCAUCAGAGUACUUUGUGAGAUGGAGUGCUAUGUCAUCACUUGGGACAGACGAAGGUCGGUCGAAUGACAAUUACAUGGGAGAUAAAUUAGGCUAUUACCAUGAUUCAAUGGUUUUGAUGAAUAAAGGUGUAGAGUUGGAGCUGGUACGUAUCCUUCAAAUUUAUACCACAAUCGAUUUUUCGGGAAACAAAUUUGAAGGAAAGAUUCCAAAGUCCAUCGGUCUAUUGAAAGAGCUUCAUGUGCUCAACUUGUCAAACAAUGCUUUCACUGGCCGCAUCCCUUCAUCCAUGGCAAACCUCACAGCUCUCGAGUCGUUGGACGUUUCCCAAAACAAGCUUUCAGGAGAAAUUCCACAAGAGUUAGGAAAGCUCUCGUUCCUUGCGUACAUGAACUUCUCUCAUAACCAGCUUGUAGGUCUAGUACCAGGAGGCAAUCAGUUUCGUACGCAGCCUUGCUCUUCCUUUGAAGAUAACCUCGCACUUUUUGGCCCUUCUCUUUACAAUGAUUGCAUAGAUAUACGCACGCCAACAUUGGAACAAAAUGAAGAAGACGCAGAGGUGAUUAGUUGGAUAGCAGCGGGAAUAGGAUUCAUACCUGGUAUCGUCUAUGGAUUGACAAUAAGUUACAUAUUGGAUUCCUACAAGCCACAGUGGUUCAUGAACCCGUUUGGCCGAAACAAUCGUAGACGGAGAAGCACUAUAGCUCACUAGAGAGGGUGUUCAAGAUAACAACAAUAAUGUGGCAUGAAAGAGUUGAAGCUCUCAUACUAUCUGCAGUUAUGGUUCGAUGAUGUUUAAGAGCUUUCUCAUACUAUUUGUUUGAUAAUGUUUAAGAGCUCUCAAUGCUUCUCCAUUAUUCAACAAGGAUGAAGAGUUUAGGUGCUUGGCCAAAACUGGCAAAGAUCUCUCUCUCAAGUGUCUAGUUAAUAACUUCCUUAGCGCACUUUGCUUGUGAAUAAGUAGACCAGAAGCGCAUGUACAAACCUUUAAAGUGAUUUAAAGCUUUUAGUUUAAAGUCAAUGUAAAGUUGCAUGUGGUAGUUAAAAUCAAACCUUUAACAAGAACAUUG